UAGACGUUAGGAGGGAGGUGUGUGUGUGUACGCCUCUGAGCGAGUCAAACAAAGAGGUGACACCACUUCUUCCUGACUGUGCAGCUGUACUUCAAUCCAGCACCUCUGCAUUGGACUCUUUCGGCUUUUGGCGUCGCGCUGCACUGGGGAUAUCUUGUCCGUUUCCUUCAUUGAUUGGGUCGGUGCGUUCCCCGGUGACUUGAUAGGAAGACGGGGCUUGUUCGCGGCUCUGGCCACUGCCUGCGGUGCUACGCUGAGGACAGUCACGGACGGGUUUAUUUCUCGGGGACAAUGGCCUCGGCGGAGGAGAACAGACAGCGCAUUCUGGAUUUCAUGAAACAACCGGGAAACGACUCGUGCGCGGACUGCGGAGCGCCAGAGGCGGACUGGGUGUCGUGCACGCUGGGCGUGUUCCUGUGUCAGGGAUGUUCUUUGCUCCAUCGAAGCCUCCCCCACAUCAGCCGUCUGAGAGCAGCAAACGACCCCGAAUGGGACGCAGCAGACGUGGAGCUAGUGAUGUCGGUGGGUAACGUAGCAGCCAAGGCCCAGUAUGAACAGAGUGUCCCAGCAUUCUACUACAGGCCCAAACACUCAGACUGCAGGAUACUUCGGGAGCAGUGGGUGAGAGCCAAGUAUGAGCGACAGGAAUUCAUGUACAUCGAGAAACAAGAGCCAUACUCUGCAGGCUAUAGGGAGGGCUACCUAUGGAAGAGGGGGCGGGACAACGGCCAGUUCCUGAGUCGCAAGUUUAUCCUGACGGAGAGAGAAGGAGCCCUCAAGUACUACAACAAGCAAGAUGCCAAGGAGCCCAAGGCGGUGAUGAAGAUCGAGACCCUGAACGCCACAUUUCAGCCGGCCAAGAUUGGGAACCCCUGCGGCCUGCAGAUCACCUACCUCCGAGACAACAGCACACGCAACAUCUUCACCUACCAUGAGGACGGCAAGGAGAUGGUGGACUGGUUUAAUGCUAUCCGCGCAGCUCGCUUCCAUUACCACCAAGUGGCUUUUCCAGGGGCCAGUGACACCGAUCUCAUCCCCAAACUCACACGCAACUUCAUGAAGGAGGGCUACAUGGAGAAAACAGGACCCCGGCAUACUGAGGGCUUUAAGAAGAGGUGGUUUACUAUGGACGACAGGAGACUUAUGUACUUCAAAGAUCCACUGGAUGCCUAUGCCCGCGGUGAGGUCUUCAUCGGCAGUAAGGAGAAUAGCUACACUGUGUUGCCGGGGCUACCCCCCACCACGCAGGGUUACCGAUGGCAACACGGCAUCACCAUAGUUACGCCCGAUAGAAAGUUCCUGUUUGCGUGUGAGACGGAGGCCGAGCAACGUGAUUGGAUAGCAGCCUUCCAGAGAGUCGUCAACCGACCAAUGCACCCGCAGGAGUACGCAGUUGAGGCCCAUUUCAAACACAAGCCCUGACACCAUUGGCUGCCUACCUCUUGGAUGGACGGCCACCAGCCAAUCCAGAGCCAGGCUGCCAGGACAGCUCCCGCCUCCCAACCCGCCUCGUCCAAUCAGCAGGCGGGAUGCAGGAUGCAGAGCUAGCUGUGUACAGUACAGGAGGACUUUGUCCCUGACCAUGCCCCUCCGCCUUCCCUCCCUCCCACCCUCACAAUCAUUACUCAGCCAAUCAUAACGCACUCCUCUAGUUACGUAUAAGCCCUCUCAUUGGUUGGUUUGUGUAGUGAGCCAAGCUCUCUGAUUGGCUGGUUGUGUAGUUGCCCCGGCAGCAGGAUGGUGAAUGUGAAUGUGAAUGUGAAGGACGUUUGCAGGACAGCAGGAUGGUGAAUGUGAAUGUGUGACUGUGAAGGACGUUUGAAGGACAGUGGCAGA
Engraulis encrasicolus (European anchovy) is the source of this 1836-nucleotide messenger RNA. RefSeq names its product arf-GAP with dual PH domain-containing protein 1-like. Gene Ontology annotation, molecular function: GTPase activator activity; phosphatidylinositol bisphosphate binding; phosphatidylinositol-3,4,5-trisphosphate binding. Gene Ontology annotation, cellular component: plasma membrane; intracellular membrane-bounded organelle; cytoplasm. Gene Ontology annotation, biological process: positive regulation of GTPase activity. Bases 292 to 1422 code for a protein of 376 amino acids. The transcript is spliced from 11 exons. The record is from RefSeq and is a predicted model, not a curated record. Lineage: Eukaryota; Metazoa; Chordata; Actinopteri; Clupeiformes; Engraulidae.